Messenger RNA from Salvelinus fontinalis (brook trout), 3220 nucleotides. RefSeq names its product UV-stimulated scaffold protein A (gene uvssa). Gene Ontology annotation, biological process: response to UV; transcription-coupled nucleotide-excision repair. The record is from RefSeq and is a predicted model, not a curated record. Bases 174 to 2417 code for a protein of 747 amino acids. Gene Ontology annotation, cellular component: chromosome. Gene Ontology annotation, molecular function: RNA polymerase II complex binding. NCBI's taxonomy places the organism in Eukaryota, Metazoa, Chordata, Actinopteri, Salmoniformes, Salmonidae. The transcript has 14 exons.
AUGACAGGCAUUUAGGAGGAGCUAGCUAGCUGUCUUUGCUACAGACCUUGCUACAGUAGCUAGAAGACCAGACACUGUAGCAGCCAGCAAUGUCUUUCAUAAGCUCACAAUUAUGAAUUAUGAUUAAAUACGGCUGUCGUGAAUUCUUCAUGAAAUAUUUUUAAAGGAAAUCUAUGUGGACGUACUGUACUGGAGUUAGUAAAAGGAUGGAACACGCACAACGAGAUAAGUUGUCAGAGCUCGUGGAAGAGUUGACCACAUCUGGGGAACCACAACUAAAUCCAAAUAAACUGAAGGAAGUGAAAAAGAUAUGCAAAGUUUCCAACGACUACAUUGAGCACUUCUACCACCUGACCAUGACGCAGCUGGCCCAGGAGCAUGCUGAGAUCCGCCUGUCGGCCUUCCAGAUGGUCAGUGAACUCUUCACACGCUCACACCACUUCAGGGUCCUGCUGGUGGACAACUUCCAGGAGUUUCUGGACCUGACAGUGGAGACGGACUCAGAUGAGCCUCUGCCACCACCCAAAGAGGUGGCCCGAAAGCUGAAGACCAUUGCCAUCAAAACUGUGCAAGAAUGGCAGGCCACUUACGGAGAAGCCUAUAAGAAACUGGCCUUGGGCUACCACUUUCUCAAGCAGGUUAAAAAGGUGGACUUUCAUGAUGUUCAGGCCAGAACACUAGCUGAGAGGAAACGAGAGGAGGAGAGACAGAAAAGACUGGAGAGGAUUUAUAAAGACAAAGUUGAAAAGGCCACCAAGGAAAUGGAAGAUGCCUCAGAAGAGAUUGAAGAGUGUCUUACAGAGAUAAACAACUGCAUGAAGUUGCUUCUGCCUGUAGAGUUUGACCUCAGUGACCUAGAUACCUCAACCCCAGCCAAUUAUUCAACCGUUUCUGUCUCUUCUGUGCCUAAUGAGAAGACUAGCACCUCCAGUGACCUAGACGAACAGCCCUGUUGUAGUAAAGACUUGGAGCUCCAGAGGGAACCCAAGAAUCCAGAGACAAGUACAGCAACGAAAACCAAUGAGGAGAAGGAGGAAGAGGAUCCUAGUGAUGAAGACAGCGAUAUGGAGGAUAUUCUGGAAGAAGAUGCAUUCAUACGCAACACAGGACUCAUAUCUCACAAAUACAGCCUGGACCUGAACCUCUCCACAGAUUUAAAGUUAAAGGAGACAGAGGAAAAUGAAGCAGUGGUGAACACCAUGAAGGACCUGCACAAACUGCUCAGCACUAAACACCUGCCUGUCGUCCAGUACUGGGUUCAGGUUUUCACCAAGGCGGGUGUGCCAGAACCGCUCCUCAGACGUGCCAUAGACUUGAAGUCGUCACUGGAGAGAGCUCUCCAGAAACAUGAAGACCUGCACAUUGACUACAAGGCCAGGCAUCGCAGAGUGAUGAAAGCGCCGGAGGGCAGCAAUGACGACGAUGAUGACUUUGAGGAGGUUCCGGAGAAGGAGGGUUUUGAACCCCACAUUCCAGACCAUCUACGGGAGGAGUACGGUUUAGAGCCGUCCCCCUCUACCUCUGUGGCCAGUAAGAAGCCGGUACAGCCUCCAGUGAAGUGUCCUGCAACAGGAGCCUCUCACACCCUCUCCAGACCCAGGAAGAGAGCCACUGACGAGGAGCAGGACCCCACCUGUGCAGCCGCCACACUCCGCCUCUUCAAGCAGCGCCUCCUACCCCAGCCACCUAGCACCAGCUCUGCAGCAGGAGGUCAUGUGGACCCCACAUACCAGGCUAGUGACCCCAGUGAGGACAGGGACAAAGCUCCAGUCAUCCCCUUCGGUCUGGACCUCUACUACUGGGGAGAGGAGCAACCCACUGCAGGCAAAAUCAUCAAGAAUAGCUCCCAGCACCAGUUCUGGGUUCCCAACGAGGUAGAGGAAGAGGUGGAGAAUAAGGAGCUGGCUGCCCAGAUGAAGUCCAGGUACAUCACGUUCGCUGGCCGCUUCCAGCCCGUCAAGCACAGGUGCAAAAGCCCCAUGCCCAACGGAGCCCUCUGUGAACGCCAGGACCGAGUCAAGUGUCCUUUCCAUGGGCUGAUCAUCCCACGAGACGAGCUGGGAAAACCCACCAACCCAGAGGACGUUGUGCGGCUGGAGAAAGAGGAGUGGAAACGUAGAGAGGACCAGCCUGACUGGCGGGACCCUGAGCUGAUGAGGGACAUAGAGCUUGCCACUGGGGAGGACCUGGGGUCCUCCAAAACCUUUGGGAAGGGCAAGAAAGGCAAGGGGAAGGGCAAGAAGAAGAAGUACCCCAACCUCAGUGAUCUGAAGAAGGGUGUUAACACUUCACGUUCCAGACUAGAGAAGAAGGUUUUCAACCCGAGCUCCAUGAGGCGAGUGACAGACGUCAUGAAUAAAAUGGACAAAUUGAAACACGCAAAGUUUGCAAACCAAUUUAAUUAUGCACUGAAUUAACAGGAAGUUGAGGAGGCCAGUGGAUUUAUAAUCCUCAUGUACUGUACUGGUAGAAAUGACUAUGGAGACUUCUACUACAUUCACAUCUCAUGUCCAUGUAACAACAUCAUGUUGAAUUGCGUCACAUUUAUGCUUUCUAUUUUGUAAAGAAGAAAAAAAUAUUUGCCAAUCUUUGUCACCAGUUGGCUAUUUACACUUAAUGUAGUCCCCCUUUGGGAUUUUCAAUGGCAGAACUCUUUUUACAGCUUUUUGCACUAACUAUUUUUCCAAUAUCUCUUUUGUAAUUAUCACAACCAUUGAGUGCUUAAUGUAUCAAUGCUAUUAUGUGUAAGUGGUAACCAAAUGUUUAACUGUUGUGACAGGCAGCUUAACAAUCGUUGCUCUUGACUCCCAUACAGUUCUGUGUCUGAGUUUGAAAGCACUGUAAGGCUUUAUUGAAACUUCUAUAGGUUGCCAAUAUCUGCCCUGUAUCGGACCUCUCUGGACUGGUAGAGAAAUACAGCCUGUGAAUCAAUAUGAAUAAUUAAAUAUUCACCUGACAAAAUAUCUUCCUUUUUUUAUAUAUAUAUGUUUUCUCUGUUGUGUAGUAGUAUGAUGAUGAUAGUGAAUGUGCUUGUGUUGGAUUAGUGAAUGUUGAUGGCAAGGAAGGAUAUCUUCAGGCCCUGUUGGCUGUUUUGGGUCAGGCAGGCACCAAUUGGGCAGGUCUGGUGGGAGGCAUUAAAAAGUGAAUGUUGAGCUUUGAUUGCAUCAAGGUACUGUCUACUAGUCAUUGGGAGCACAUUAAACGAAUUGUUUGCACAUAA